AGGUAAUGCAGCGACCAUUGUUGCUUUCAAUUUUCGCCGUUGUUCCUGUUCUCUCAUCGAUAUUCUCAUCAUCACAAGAUAGUCAGCUUAUGCAUCUUUUGCAAACAUCACGGACGGCUAAUGAUGGCUAUCCCGAAUGGAUUUUGCAACCAACGGCGAAGACAGUGAAAAAAUACGACAGAAAUUGCUUCUUCAGUCCUGUUCAGUGUAUGUUGAGCUUCAAUCAGCCGUCGAGCGAUGACCCUAUCCUCUUCACGACGAAGAUCAAACGUUACUUUUAUCGAAAGUAGUGGAUGUCAUGAUGAUUGUAAUUUGAUGAUGAUGAUGAUGAUGAUCUCAGCAGAUUUACAUAUAUGUUAUAUGUCGAAUGUGUUGUACACAUGGUCACUUAAUCUAUAUCUGUGUAAAAUUUUGAACUUUUUUCAAAAUUUAGAAUCCGGACAUUGCGGC
Molecule: messenger RNA, 450 nt
Organism: Cylicocyclus nassatus
Lineage: Eukaryota; Metazoa; Nematoda; Chromadorea; Rhabditida; Strongylidae
Source: the annotation of a GenBank genome assembly